AUGGAGUUGAAGCCGGCGUUGUUCGAGCUGGCAUUGAACAUCAUAACGAGGAUGAUUGCCAGGAAGAGAUACUAUGGAGAAGAAUCGGGGGUCUCGGAGGAGGCGAGGCGGUUUAGGGAGAUAUAUAUCAAAGGAGGGCCUCUCUUUGGAUGGAGCGACCAAGCUUGGGAUUUCUUGCCCCUGCUGAGAUGGGUCGAUUUCCAGGGAGUUACAAGGAGGUCCAUAAGCUUGCAGAAUAGGAGGGAGAAGUUCUUGCAGAGACUGAUAGAUGAGCACAGGAGGAAGAACAAUGAGAUUAAAGAGGAGGAGGAGAAGAAGACUAUGAUUGGUGAUUUGCAAUCACUGCAGAAGACGGAUUCAAAAUAUUACGACGACCAGAUGAUAAAAGCACUUUGCCAGAGCUUACUAAUUCCAGGAACAGAUCCUUCAUCAGGUGCUAUCGUGUGGGCAAUGUCACGCCUACUAAAUAAUCCAGAAUCAUUGAAGAAAGCCCAGGCUGAGAUUGAUGAGCGCGUGGGAAAUGGGCGAUUGCUAGGUGAAAAAGAUCUUUCUGUUGUUCUAUACCAGUAUACCACCAGUGCGUCAUCAAAGAAACUCUUCGGCUGA
This is a messenger RNA of Phoenix dactylifera (date palm), 606 nucleotides long. The record is from RefSeq and is a predicted model, not a curated record. Lineage: Eukaryota; Viridiplantae; Streptophyta; Magnoliopsida; Arecales; Arecaceae.